GACUAGAAAAGGAAUAAAUGAUAUUUUUUCAUCAAACAAAGAUCCAAAAGAUUUACAAGGAAUAUUCUCACAACAUAUCGAUUUUAAUGAAGUUUCAACAGUAUCAUUAGAUCCAUUACCAAACUAUUUACAAAAUGUUAAAGAUUGUCAUAACUACCUUCGAAUUUGGAAUUAA
Racocetra persica is the source of this 175-nucleotide messenger RNA. The record is from the annotation of a GenBank genome assembly. NCBI's taxonomy places the organism in Eukaryota, Fungi, Glomeromycota, Glomeromycetes, Diversisporales, Gigasporaceae.